This is a messenger RNA of Trichobilharzia szidati, 441 nucleotides long. The record is from the annotation of a GenBank genome assembly. NCBI's taxonomy places the organism in Eukaryota, Metazoa, Platyhelminthes, Trematoda, Strigeidida, Schistosomatidae.
AUGGAGACUGGCGAUAAAGUCAGUAAUGGAAGAAAAAAAGAGGAAUUGUUUUUGCUGCUUGUGGAGGAUUUACUUGGAACCGUUGGUUUCUUUAUGAACAUGUGCCUACUAAUUACUCUGAGAUUACGACUGAAGUACGAAAUUUAUACCAUUAUGAUGGCAUUGGGAAUCCUUUCAUGGACUGUCGUUGAUUGUAUAUUGUGUUAUCAAAACGGCAUAAAAGACAGCUUGAUCUCGUUCGUUAUAACGGCUGUCAUGGGUUCACUGGCAAUGCUUCUCGGAUUCAAAUCAAAACAGUUAACACGGAGGGGAGAUAUUGUGUUCUUUGGAAUGAUUGCGGUAUUUUGCAUCAUAGGAAGCAUCUUCUGCAUUUUAUCUGAUUACUACCAUUUUCCAUACAAUUUACUGGGCGCCAUAUUCCUUGGUUGUGCAGUAAUGCUC